ACCUGCGAUACACCCAACUGACGGGCCAACAUCAACCGCAGCUCGACUCGACAUGACGUCGACAAACUCGCACCGAGCGGCAGCCUAGUGUCGGAUAGAUACCAUUCGAACGAAGAUCCAAGAGUGAGGAGCGCGCCGAUCUGCAGCAACACGGUCGAGCCAUAUCCAACCGCCCGACCUCAGGCUCGUCGGCACCUGGCUGUCCAUGUGUCGUUACGAGCUUCUCGGGUCGUUCAUUCUUAUCGCACAUGACAUUGCCGACUACAUUCGAUUGACCAGACGAAGAAGAAGGCAGCUUCCUGCCGAACCAGAAUGCUCCACGAGAUCCUUCUCUCCCUCUCGGGGCAUCCGUCCCCUCUCCUCCGAUCCACCGACGACCAGUCAUACAUCAAGGCAGGAAUCAGCCCACCAGAGCGCCAGCUGCUAGCUUCCGCCGCCCACCUGAGCGAUCUACACGUCAGGUUGCUCACGUAUACGUCGCAAAUAUCGUCCUCGCACCCGUCGGCGAUAUGCCGCGCCGUUGCCGCCGCCGUCUCGUCGGUCCACCUCGCAGCAUUCCAGCGCAAGGUGCUCGAGGUGGAAGCAAGCAUACUGAAGGAUGACCCGGAGCUCGUUGGCGCAUACAACAUUGUUCCGCUGACCGCCGUGAUGGGCGAGUUCAAACAAUGGACGAGAAGAAUGGAGUGGCUCUGGGAGGUGGUGCAGUACAUGCUGGCGCGAGAAGAGGACGGUGCGGUGUGUCAAGGAGCGGAACUGAUCAACCGACUUCGAAGAGAGCUGCAGAGCGGCUACCAGGAUGUGGCAGACACGGCACUGAGCCUGGUCACCAUGGCGGAGACGGCCUGGCUAAAGCAAGUGUCAGCGUGGGUUCUCUACGGCAGACUACCAGAUCUUGGAGGCGACGACUUUUUCGUGCAAAAAUCGCCAUCCGGCGAAGAGGACUUUGCACUUAUACGUGAGCGCCUCCCGUCCUUUGUAGCACCGACGACUGCAUCAUCCAUGCUUUUCAUCGGCAAGUCGCUCAACCAUGUCCGUGUCAUGGGCGACAUGAAUGCGGGUCUCGGUGGGCUGCGUCAUGUGUCCUCGAAGCUCAACGAACUUGGAAGCUUGACCUUUCCGCUCAACGGUGUUACCUUUUCCCGCACAAUAACCUCCAUCCGCCUCUCACUCUCCGAAAACACUCUACAGAAGAUCUUGCCUUUGGCCAGAGUCGUGGAGAUGCUACAACUGUUUCGGGAAUUUUUCCUCCUAGGCCGAGGCGAGUUUGCCUUGGCGUUGACGCACGAGGCGGAUGAAAAAAUACGGCAUCGAUGGCAAAGGGCCGGAAACCUCGCAUAUGAAAGGGAUGAUGGUCUGAAGAACGUGACGGUCAAAGACGGAGAAGUGGCAGCCGUCCUUAACAGGACCUGGGCUGUCCUGGCCUCGAUGCAGGGGCAACAUGCGGACGAGGACGAGUCACUCGAGUUGGCACGCGACGUGUUGCGGCUGCAGUUGACAAAGUCUAGACCUCCAGCAUCAAUGAGCAGCGGCAAGGGAUUGGGCCCCGAUGCAAUCAAGCUGCUAGAAACCUCGCCAUUCCGGAGCAUGCUGUUUUCAGUACCUGCGGCCGUGUUCGCGGAGCUUCCGUCGCCCCUGGACAUGGUCAUCUCUCCUUCAGAUCUUCAGAUCUACUCCUGCAUUAACUCAUAUCUACUGUCACUUCGACGCGUCCAUAUCCGGCUGACGGACUUGUGGAAAAUCACUUCCUUACGACGUCAUCAUCCUGCACCUCCAGGGGCUGGCGAACAUGCGACUCUGCUCCGACAGCGAUGGUCGGCGCGAUCUUUGGCUUUGCGGAGCUCUUGGACGACGGCGAGCGCCGCCAUAUUCUUCCUGGGUGAGACGGAAGCGUACCUGCAGACGGAAAUCGUUGAGGGCAUGUGGGAGACGUUUAGCUCUUGGUUGACGGGCGCUGAUUCGCGGCGCGAUGGGCCCAACGGCGCUCGAUCUGAGGCCGCCACUCCUCGUGCGAAUGUUCCAAGCACGAUGGAAAGCGAAGACGAAGACUUCUUUCUCGCCGAUUGGGACUCGGAGGGGCAAAGGCAGGCUACCAAGACGGCAAAAAAGCCGGCCCAUGACCCGCAGACGUUGUCCGCCGCACACACUCUGUAUUUGCGAACUCUUGUUCACAGAUUGCUUCUCACCCAGCCAUCCUUCACAGAUCCGCUCUAUACGCUACUUGUACAUAUUGAUCGCCUCGUCGCCCAUGUUCAGCGGCUGCACUCCAUCUUCACGUCGAUUGACCUGGAGACGGACGCGGGCGUGGUUGACGCAUUUGUGGAUCUGGAGCGCGAGGAACGCGAGGUCAUGGGUCUCCUCCGCGGAGUAGAGGACAAGAUCAGAAAGGGCAUAGAAGGGGUGGUGGAGGCUCUGCGGAACCUGGAGAACAACUCCGACUUUCUAGCAGAGUGGGAGUCCCAGGGCACAAUGACUGACGACGACGACAUGAGCGACGGCCAGCGGUACGCGCCGGGGAGAAUAGGCGGCGUGAACCGACUGCUGAUGAAACUGGACUUUGGGAGCUGGCUGGGCAACAAGAAUGAUGGCUGGGCGUAAUGGCUAUGAGUGACGACGACGAGCAACACGCUUACGGAGUUGAGGUGUCGGGUAUUCGGGUUCAGUCUACACAGACGGCUGGCGUUUGGAGCGUCAAUUGUCACGGUAGUGGCCAGUUUUGGAAUCUUGGCAGAGUGCACAAAGAAGUUAAUUGCCAAGGAGGCUUUCCAGCUCCAUGA
Molecule: messenger RNA, 2774 nt
Organism: Purpureocillium takamizusanense
Lineage: Eukaryota; Fungi; Ascomycota; Sordariomycetes; Hypocreales; Ophiocordycipitaceae
Exons: 3
Coding region: 313-2595 (760 amino acids)
Biological process (GO): mitotic cell cycle; cytoplasmic microtubule organization; meiotic cell cycle
Cellular component (GO): equatorial microtubule organizing center; centrosome; spindle pole
Molecular function (GO): gamma-tubulin binding; microtubule minus-end binding
Source: RefSeq, a predicted model, not a curated record